AUGUUGAUGGAAGGCGUCCCUCCACCCUCGGACUCCAUCGAGAACAAGCAUGGCGGAGACCCUAUGUACCAGGACGAUGAUUUGAAGGCGGAAGUUGACAAUACCCCAUACGAUGACCCAUUUGGCAACGAGGCCACGGCAGAGGUGAAGUACAAGACGCUGAAGUGGUGGCAAUGUGGAAUGUUCAUGAUCGCUGAGUCGGUCUCCCUCGGAGUCUUAUCUCUUCCAGCGGCCCUCGAUGCGCUGGGCUUUGUCCCGGCACUCAUCCUAAUUGUUGGCCUGGGUAUUCUGGCCCUCUACACUGGAAUGAUCAUUGGCCAAUUCCGCGAGCGCCACCCACAUAUUCACAACCUUGCUGAUGCCGGUGAGAUCCUCAUGGGCCGAUUCGGCCGGGAAUUGUUCGGUCUGGGCCAGAUCCUGUUCUCCAUUUUCAUCAUGGGCAGUCACAUCGUCACCUUCACUGUGAUGAUGAACACGAUCACCGAGCACGGCACUUGCUCCAUUGUUUUCAGUAUCGUGGGCAUGGUGAUUUGCCUGGUACUCUCCUUGCCUCGUACGAUCAAGAACAUGACCUACAUCUCCAUCGCCUCCUUCCUGAGCAUCUUCUCCGCAGUGAUGAUCACCAUGAUCGGUGUGGGCGUCCAAUACAAGGGUGGUGACAACAUCUACGCCACCCAGGAAGUCGGCCUGUACCGCGCCUUUACGGCCGUGACCAACAUCGUCUUCGCCUACUGCGCGCACGUGGCCUUCUUCGGUCUGAUCGCCGAAAUGGAGGAACCCAAGGACUUCACCAAGGCUCUCUGCCUGCUGCAAGGGUUCGAGAUCGCCUUCUACGUCACCGCCGCCACAGUCAUCUACUACUUCGUCGGCACGGGCGUGGCCUCGCCCGCCCUCGGAUCCGCCGGCCCCCUACUCAAAAAGGUGGCGUAUGGCGUCGCCAUGCCGACCAUCAUCGGUGCCGGUGUCGUGAACGGCCACGUCGGCCUCAAGUACAUCUACGUUCGCAUCUUCCGGAAAUCUGGCCGCAUGCAUAAGCGUGACCUCGUGUCCGUUGGAUCCUGGGUUGGCAUUGGUGUUACUUGCUGGGUGAUUGCGUGGAUUAUUGCCGAGGGUAUUCCUAGCUUCCCUAAUAUUGUCAGCUUGAUUAGUUCUUUGUUCGCCAGUUGGUUCACCUACGGCCUCAGUGGAGUUUACUGGUUGCAUAUGAACUGGGGCCAGUGGUUUUCUUCCCCGAGGAAGAUCGUCUUGACCAUUAUCAACUUCUUGAUUUUCUGCAUUGGUGGUAUUAUUUGCGGUCUCGGAUUGUACGCCUCUGGCAAGGCGAUCCACGACGAUAGCGCUAGGGCUAGCUUCACCUGCGCCAAUACUGCUGAUUAA
Messenger RNA from Aspergillus alliaceus, 1377 nucleotides. RefSeq names its product putative amino acid transporter. The coding region runs from base 1 to 1377 and encodes 458 amino acids. Gene Ontology annotation, cellular component: vacuolar membrane. Gene Ontology annotation, biological process: amino acid transmembrane transport. The record is from RefSeq and is a predicted model, not a curated record. The transcript is spliced from 7 exons. Gene Ontology annotation, molecular function: amino acid transmembrane transporter activity. NCBI's taxonomy places the organism in Eukaryota, Fungi, Ascomycota, Eurotiomycetes, Eurotiales, Aspergillaceae.